Prorocentrum cordatum is the source of this 735-nucleotide messenger RNA. Lineage: Eukaryota; Dinophyceae; Prorocentrales; Prorocentraceae. The record is from the annotation of a GenBank genome assembly.
GCCGACCCAGACAGUACGGCUGUGGCGGCUGAGCUGGCAGACUGCACGAUUACGUUCCAGAUGCGGACCUUCCCGGCCGCGUGGUGGGUCACGCAGUUCUGCCACUUCGUGAAGUCGAAGCUCUUCGAGCUCGCCUUCGCCGACGCCGCCGCGGGCAUCAGCGGCUACCUCGAGCAGAUCGAGCCCGACUGGACAGCAUCGACGGCACCAGCAGCGAAGGCCAAGGCGGCUCCCAAGCCCAAGGCCGCCGCCGUGCUGAAGCCGAAGCUGAAGGCUACGCUGAGGGACGACUUCGAGCUGGUCUUCUGCGGCUCCGUCGGCCUGACCAAAUCGACCUCGUGUCGAUCCUAUCCAGUCUGCGCGCUCAAAGUCUGCGCCCCAGACACGCGUGACGACACUGUGCUCGGCGUGUACGUCAGCGAGGAGUCGGUGAACUCCAUCAGCGACGAGUGCCCGUGCCCCGCGUGGCUCGUGAACACCAACACGCACACUGCUGAUGGGAUUGAGAUCGUGCCCAACCUCAAGAUGAUCGAGACCACGGUCAGGGUGACCUUGCCGUCCCACCUGCACCUCCCGACGGUUUCCGAUGUCGGGCUCAAGGUGGCCUCAGACCUGCCGCCCAAGAAGAGGCCGACGAAGCAGCAGCACACGAACGCGCCCCCGGCGGACGCGACGUCGCUCUUCGGGCCUACCGCGGCGGCGCUCUUCAUCUCGGAGCACCCGCCCGCUGGUCUG